AUGGGAUCGUCUUUAGUCCCUAGAAUCUGCCCAGUCCAGAGAGCAGAGGCCUCAGGCUCAGUGUCCACUGGAACCCAAGACCAGACCGGGACCCAGGACAAGACUAGGACUCAGACCAUAGACCCUAGCAAAGUCCAGACCAUCAGGGACCUACCGAAGGUGGGGUUUGUGAGGUUCUUCUACAGACUGUUGGUCAAAGGAUUCUACAACCGUAUGCACGAGCUACAGCUGUAUGAGAAGGCCCUUCAUGGUCCCAUGUAUAGAGACGGCCUCCGCACUGUGGCAGUGAACACGGCUGAGCUCCUGGAGGAGGUGCUGAGGAGGGAGGAGCGGUUCCCAGUGCGAGGAGACAUGUCCCUGUGGAAGGAGUACCGCGACUCACAGGGACUCGGCUACGGUCCCUUUACUGAGGAGGGCGAUCGCUGGUACCGUCUCCGUUCAGUUCUGAACAGGAGGAUGCUGCUCCCGAAGGAGAGUCUGCAAUUUGGACCCGUGAUCCGAGAUGUGGUCCGAGACUUCAUCCUCAGAGUCCAGACCCUGAGAGAGUCCAGUCCCAGCGGAGACCAAGUCCAGGACAUCGCCAACGAGCUCUACCGCUUCUCUCUGGAGGGCGACAUGGAGGAGAUCGAGCAAUCACUUAACUUCAUGUCAGGUGAGCUGGCAAAGGUGACAUGGCAACAGGAGCGCCUGCUCAAACUUGUUGAAGAAGUAACAACUGUGAACGUGAUGCUGAGAGAAAAGGACGUGUGGAUAUCUGCGCUGGAGCAGUAUUCACGCAGGGACCAUUUGGUGAUUACAGGAUUAAAGACUCUGCACCGCACCUACGCCAGGACAGCAGCUGACGCCGGGACGGCAGCUGACGCCGGGACGGCAGCUGACGCCGGGACAGCAGCUAAUGCCGGGACAGCAGCUGACGCCGGGACGGCAGCUGACGCCGGGACGGCAGCUGACGCCGGGACAGCAGCUAAUGCCGGGACAGCAGCUGACGCCGGGACGGCAGCUGACGCCGGGACGGCAGCUGACGCCGGGACGGCAGCUGACGCCCGGCGGCAGCUAAUGCCGGGACGGCAGCUGACGCCGGGACGGCAGCUAAUGCCGGGACGGCAGCUGACGCCGGGACGGCAGCUGACGCCGGGACGGCAGCUGACGCCGGGACGGCAGCUGACGCCGGGACGGCAGCUGACGCCGGGACGGCAGCUGACGCCGGGACGGCAGCUGACGCCGGGACGGCAGCUGACGCCGGGACGGCAGCUGACGCCGGGACGGCAGCUGACGCCGGGACAGCAGCUGACGCCGGGACAGCAGCUGACGCCGGGACGGCAGCUAACGCCGGGACGGCAGCUGACGCAGAGACCACGGAGGACGCUCCGAGGGAAGAGCAGCAGGGAACACAAUGGUUCAGCAAAGGUCAAGGACAAGAGUGAGACUCUGCAGCUGACCAUGGAUCAGUCAGGCAUCGCGUCCGUCCUGUUCGAGACCCGGAUUGGUUGCCUGGAGCCGCAGAUCCCAGAGGGGACUCAGGAGUUCAUCAACGCCAUCGUCCAGAUGUUCUCCAACAGCCCCUACGUCGUCGUGCUGCCCAAGUGGAGUCGCCCCCUGCUGCCCUACUGGGGGCGCUACAACCAGGGCUGGGAGGGCAUCUUCUCUUUCGCGAAGGUGUUGAUCGACCGUAAGCUGUUGGAGAUGGAGCGUCGUGUGGACCAGCAGAGGGACCAGCAGAUGGACCAGCAGAGGGACCAGCAGAGGGACCAGGUGGCGCUGCAAGGGGAGUACCUGACGUAUCUUUUGUCCAACACAGAGAUGAGUCUGAAGGACGUGUACGGGAGCAUCGCCGAGCUGCUGCUCGCCGGAGUCGACACGACGUCCAACACUCUGACCUGGGCCCUGCACCUUCUCUCCCUGAACCCAGAGACUCAGAGCAGACUCUACAGAGAGCUGUGCCAUAGCCCUACUGAGCCUACUGCAGAGGAGCUCACCAGGAUGCCCUACCUCAAGGCUACCAUCAAGGAGACGCUACGUGACCAGGAUGCCCUACCUCAAGGCUACCAUCAAGGAGACGCUACGGUGAGUGACCAGGAUGCCCUACCUCAAGGCUACCAUCAAGGAGACGCUACGGUGAGUGACCAGGAUGCCCUACCUCAAGGCUACCAUCAAGGAGACGCUACGGUGAGUGACCAGGAUGCCCUACCUCAAGGCUACCAUCAAGGAGACGCUACGGUGAGUGACCAGGAUGCCCUACCUCAAGGCUACCAUCAAGGAGACGCUACGGUGAGUGACCAGGAUGCCCUACCAUCAAGGAGACGCUACGGUGAGUGA
This is a messenger RNA of Knipowitschia caucasica, 2316 nucleotides long. The record is from the annotation of a GenBank genome assembly. Lineage: Eukaryota; Metazoa; Chordata; Actinopteri; Gobiiformes; Gobiidae.